AUGGCCAACUCCCCAGGGCCCCAAUCGCCUGGCGGCGGGACCCCAUGGUUUCUGCGCGGACGAUCAAAUAGUCCCAGCACAGUAACAGGCACAGGCACAGGGACAGGACCAGUUACAAAGCGCGACAAGCGUCGUUCUGCUUUACAAGAUCGUUUGCAGGACUUGACUACUACGUUUAGCCAGAACCGCGACGCACAGUUUCGGCAACAGUUGCAUUCGCUGCAGUGCGAUAUGACACUUAUCAAUAAUGCUGAUCCGUAUGUGGAUGGUCCGUUGCCUGAUUCUGCGGAGGCGAUUGCGGAACUUAUUGAGAAGACUGUUGGUGGUGGGACGUUUGCAAAGGAGAUGGCCUCUCUUUCGGGGACUUGGUAUGCCAAGUUUGUACAGGAGGUUAAUCGCGUUAAAGAGGCUUGUGAUGCUGAGUUGGCUCAGGUUAUGGGUCGUCACCAGAAUAGCCUCGAGAGACACGAGCGCGAAUACGAUUUUCGAAGCCAAUUUGCUAAAGAGGAGUUUCGUCAAUUGGGUGGAACUCUUCGCGAGCGUCUUACACAGACUAUCUCCGGGAAACGAUCGCGUUUGGUGCGCGAGAAAGAACAACUCGAUAUCGCGGAUAAUAGCGCUCUCCUCCUCCAUCCGAACCAAUUUACUAUUACGAACCCCGCAAGCCCCGGCGGCAUCCACAGCAACCGCAAAACCCGCCAUACUCGUCACCGCGUGGAUAUAGAUGAAUUGGGCAACGGAAUUGCUUCCGAGUUGAACAAGCGCAAGCGCAAGGCACCAGAAGAGGAAGCUGGUUCUCCUGUGCGGGACACAGGUGGUGCGACACCAGCAGAGCGUACAAAGGCCACCCUUGCGCAGCAGACAGCUCCUACAUACUCUAUCCACUCUCUAUUUACCGAGAAGGAACUUGCCGGCCACGCGAACCAAGCACACGUCGCUGCUUUGCACUUCUUCUCUACAUCUCGUCGUCACGAUCAGGGUUCCGGCGCCGUAACCAAUGGAAACAAUACCGAUGCCGAAGAUACACCCGACGGACAUGACGACAAUGGUACCCCCAGCGCCGCGGAUAUGGUUCGAAAUGCAAGCCACAAUCUCCACGUUACACGAUCAACUCGCACCACAGCUGCACACAGUGCUCUUAGUGCCCUGGCCGAACUAGCUGAGAAGCCUGCUACCCGUCCGGGAUUACCAUAUUAUGCUCUAUCGAAUUAUCAUCCCCGUCCUAAUGGCCAUGCUCCACCAUUGACAUCACUUCUUAAUGAUGAGGUUGAUGAGGAUCUUGCUCGACUAGACCGUCUGGUCAAUAAGCCAUCUCACUGGCUUGAUUCUUCUCUCGUUGAACUUGUUUCUGCGCCUAUUCCUUCUGAACCUGUUGAUGGUCAUCCCCCGAAUCCAGACCGCUUCACCUCCCUUCAUCCGGACUUCCCGCCUAUAAUGGGUAUGCAGGCUACAGCUACAAAGACAUGGCCUGGUCCCGAGAUGUUUCAGUCUACUGGUAUGGAGCGCGAGCGCAGCAGCAAACGUACCCGGAACCACUGA
Penicillium angulare is the source of this 1539-nucleotide messenger RNA. Its product is annotated as Sds3 domain-containing protein. Gene Ontology annotation, cellular component: Sin3-type complex. Bases 1 to 1539 code for a protein of 512 amino acids. Gene Ontology annotation, biological process: negative regulation of transcription by RNA polymerase II. Lineage: Eukaryota; Fungi; Ascomycota; Eurotiomycetes; Eurotiales; Aspergillaceae. Gene Ontology annotation, molecular function: histone deacetylase binding. The transcript has 2 exons. The record is from RefSeq and is a predicted model, not a curated record.